AUGCUUCUCAGAUCCAGCACCAGACAGUCAAUCGUGUCUCGAUCACCUAAUAAUACUAUGUUAACGCUUUAUCUUAUAUUGUUCGUUUUACCAACAAUCAUCGUGGCGGCAGCAGGACCAGCCACCAACUUCAUCAACAAAGACAUUAGCAAUAACAACUUGGACGAAAUAGUUCACCACAACUCAACAUCUUCACCACCUGUUUUCCUCAACAAUAACAAUAACAAGACAUUUGCAUUAAUCCAAGGAACUAAAUUAGAACGCGAAAGUACUUCAUCCGGUUGGCAAAUAAAUGCUGGUAUUUAUCUUGAAAAGUCGAUCGGUGACGGACAUUCAACCAUGUGGGAGUCAAGCUCCGAUGAUUCAUCCGAUGACGAUGAAAAUGGCUGGGGAUGGGCCAAAGGGGCAAGAAGAAGCAAAAAGAAGAAGUUUUCAAUGUUGUCGCAUGAUCAAGCAGCUGAUGCCAGAAAUGUUAUUGUCAAUGAAUUUGUAAAUGGAAGUUAUGGUACUAUUCGGUUGUACAGGGAUGAUGGUGCUGAUAGUGGUGGUGGUAUUGUUGUAAUUAAUACAACUGGUUCUGAUUUAUGGAUGGAGAACGAUGAUGAAUCAUUGGAUGAAUUGAGAAGGGAAAGGAGUAAAUUUAAACUGAAGAAACAACAUUCCUGGAGUGAAAUAGGUGACGAUGGCGAUGGCGAUAAUGAAGGUGAUGAUCUGUUGAAAUCAGAUGCCAACCACGCUUGGAACAAGAUUUAUUUUCUUGUUAAGUUAUACCUCUUAAUUAUUUGGAUAGUUGUAGCAGGAUAA
Messenger RNA from Lodderomyces margitis, 804 nucleotides. RefSeq names its product Pga19p (gene PGA19). The record is from RefSeq and is a predicted model, not a curated record. The transcript has a single exon. NCBI's taxonomy places the organism in Eukaryota, Fungi, Ascomycota, Pichiomycetes, Serinales, Debaryomycetaceae. Bases 1 to 804 code for a protein of 267 amino acids.